AUGUGGUGGUUAUAUCCAGGUGAUAUUGGAAAGCGAGUUAUUCUGCCUCCAAGUUAUACAGGAAGCCCGCGUGAUAUGCAUCAAAGGUAUUAUGACGCCAGGGCAUUGGUUCAGAAAUACGGCAAACCUGAUUUUUUUAUAACCAUGACAUGUAAACCUAAGUGGGAGGAGAUCCAAAAGGAAUUAAAACCAUGGCAACAUGCACAUGACAUGCCAGAUCUCACGACGAGAGUGUUUCAUUCUAAGUUUGAAGAACUGAAGACAGUUUUGUUCACUAAAGGGGUUCUAGGAAAGGUUGUUGCACAUGUUCAUGUCAUUGAGUGUCAGAAAAGAGGCCUUCCACAUGCACACAUUCUUAUCAUUCUCGAUGAAAGAGACAAGCUAUGUAGCCCAGAUGACUAUGAUACAGUUGUUAGAGCAGAAAUACCCGACCCGGAUAUUGAACCAGGGCUAAGGCGAGAUGAUGGUAGAGAAGUUACAUUCGACAAUGGGAAGGUGGUGAAUAAUAGUUGGGUAGUUCCGUAUAAUCCGUGGCUUUUAAAGAAGUAUGACUGCCAUAUCAAUGUGGAAAUUUGUUCAAGUGUGAAAUCUGUAAAGUAUUUGUACAAGUAUGUUUGGAAAGGGGUAGAUUGUGUGUGUAUGGAGGUUUCUAGUGAGAAAGGUGUCGAAGAUGAGAUCAAGCAGUUUGUAGAUGCCCAUUGGAUCUUCCCGCAAGAAGCACUCUGGAGAAUAUGCAGGUAUCAGAUGAAUAAAAUUUCUCCACCUGUAGUCUCAUUACAAAUACACCUCAAGGAUCAUCAAAAGACUUUACUUCCAGAAGGGAGGACUGUGCGAGAUGUACUACAACGAGAGAGGGCUUCCCGUACAAAGCUUACCGAGUAUUUUAAGAAAAACGCAGAAGAUGAGUUUGCAAGAACCCUUUUAUAUAAGGAAUUUCUGGAGCAUUAUGUAUGGGAUCAAUCAUUAAUGCAAUGGAAUAGAAGGCGGCGUAACAACAGAGUCAUUGGAAGAGUUGAUGUUGUUUCAACUCGCACUGACAAUUACUAUUUGAGGCUUCUGUUGAAUCAUGUUAGGGGCCCAACUUCUUAUGAGGACCUUUUGAAGGUAGGUUCUGUUACCUUUUCGACAUACAGAGAAGUGGCGCAUCAUCUUGGUUUGUUAGAAAGUGAUACUGCCAUGCGUGAUACACUUCUUGAAGCAACACAAGUGCAGAUGCCUUCGUCUUUGAGAAGGCUUUUCUGCACGAUAUUAGCCUUAUGGAACCCAACUGGAGUUCGCGAAUUAUGGGAUGAAUUUCUUCCACACCUGAUUGAAGAUCACCUCCGCUCCAACACAUAA
Molecule: messenger RNA, 1338 nt
Organism: Papaver somniferum (opium poppy)
Lineage: Eukaryota; Viridiplantae; Streptophyta; Magnoliopsida; Ranunculales; Papaveraceae
Exons: 2
Coding region: 1-1338 (445 amino acids)
Source: RefSeq, a predicted model, not a curated record